ACAAUUGACGGCAUGGUUAUCAAGUGCACCCUUAUGUGUACAUUCGGAGCAUGAUACAAGGACCAAAAUGAAACUCCUGUGUAUAGCCACCUUGCUUCUGGUAUCUCAAGUCACAACACAGAACACACGAUAUGAUGGUCACGAAGUGUUAAAGAUCUUUCCAAAAACAACGAAUGAAGCAAGUUAUGUUCUCAAUAUGGUACAGAAAUACGGGUUAGAUGUAUGGCAUGUCCACCAUAACGACAGCUCUCUAGAUGUCAAAAUUUGGCCAACAAUAUCAAGUACAGUGAAACAAGAUCUAACCAACACACGUAUACCUUUUUUUACAUGGAUAAAAGAUAUACAAUCGUUGAUAGAUCAACAAUUCGCUCCCAUUACUAGUCACAUUAAUAAGAGAGCAACUCAGCAAUUUAUGUUUACAGUUUACCAUUCGUUCGCUCAAAUUGAAGCAUACAUAGCAAGCUUGAGCCAGGAUACAGGGACUGGACCAUCAGGGGAUUCAAUUUAUUCCAGUAAUGCUGUGAUUGGUUAUACUGAAGAAAAUAGACAAAUUCAUCUUGUAAAGAUAUCUAAACCCAGUAGCCAACCUAAAAAGGCUAUCUUUGUUGAUGGUGGCAUACACGCUCGAGAAUGGAUAUCACCUGCAUUUGUUCUUUAUCUCAUAGAUCAGUUGAAGUAUAACCCGGAUCAGUUACAGAGUGUAGAAGACCUUGUAGAUACCUACGACUGGUAUAUUGUACCUGUACUUAACCCUGAUGGAUACAGUUAUUCAUUCGCAUCAGACAGAUUGUGGAGAAAGAAUAGACGUACGAAUUCUGGUUCAACCUGUCAUGGUGUUGACCUCAAUAGAAACUUCGGUUACCAGUGGAAUCCGGCAAUUGGUGGAUCCACAAGCGCUUGUAGUGAUGUCUUUUCCGGUGUUAGUGCAUUCAGUGAAGCAGAGAGCAAGGCUAUUAGAGAUUACUUUGCCUCCGCCUCUAAUGUAGAUUUUAUUUCCUACCUCACUGUACAUUCAUACGGUCAGAUGUGGUUAUAUCCAUGGGGUUAUACAUCUGCUUUACCAAACGAUUAUGUAGACUUGGACGCUGCUGGAAAUACAGCCAGACUUGCAAUUAAAAACAGAUUCAACACAAGAUAUACUGUUGGGUCCUCCACCAAUGUUCUAUAUUCAGCAGCCGGUGGAUCAGAUGAUUAUGCUAAGGGCGGAGCUGGUAUCAAAUAUUCCUACACCUUGGAGCUAAGGGAUACAGGAAGAUAUGGGUUUGUCCUACCAGAAAGCAGUAUCAUCCCUACAUGCCAGGAGACUAUGGAUGGUGUUAUAGCCUUCGCUAAUGACUUAAAGGUCUUACCUCAGACAAAGCACUGAUGACUUGUUUACAGUUGGCUAAAUAAAGUCGUCAACAUA
Messenger RNA from Mytilus trossulus (common blue mussel), 1405 nucleotides. RefSeq names its product carboxypeptidase B-like. NCBI's taxonomy places the organism in Eukaryota, Metazoa, Mollusca, Bivalvia, Mytilida, Mytilidae. The transcript has 12 exons. Bases 68 to 1366 code for a protein of 432 amino acids. Gene Ontology annotation, biological process: proteolysis. The record is from RefSeq and is a predicted model, not a curated record. Gene Ontology annotation, molecular function: zinc ion binding; metallocarboxypeptidase activity.